GUGUUACUUCAUAAGCCAAACAACUCCUUUUACAGAUGGAAUUCCUCUAGAAAUUGAGAUCCCUUUAAAGUUUCCUCUUUGUAGCUAUCUUAUAUGGACUUUAUCCAAUUCCUGGAGCUUGUGAAAUGGCUGACCCACUGACUGACUCAUGGAAACAGUGUGUAGAGUGUGACUUCUCAGCAGUUUGUCGUCCAGUGGAUGCCUGGUACAAACAAGCAGCGAGACUGAGUUACUACUCCGUGGGCAGAGCUUCAGGACUGCUGUCUGGGAUCAGGAGGUCAGAACCAGAACUAGAGCCCAUCGAUCCACUGACAGACAUCAAUGCCCUGCCAGAAAAACAUUUCCCACGCAACUUCCUCAAAAACAUGCCUAUUUGUAUAAAGGAUGUCUUUCCAGAGCUGCAAAGCUGUGAGUUUCUCCAGGACAGUAGCUUGUUUAAGUGUGGGGCCAAUGUGAUCUUCAGUCUGGACUCAAGAAUCUGUCUCAGCAGCUAAGAAUGGACACAGUACCUUUCAGUCAUUCCGAACUACAGUAUACAUACAGUAUUUGUGAGCAAGGCGU
Onychostoma macrolepis is the source of this 561-nucleotide messenger RNA. Its product is annotated as neuropeptide B-like. Lineage: Eukaryota; Metazoa; Chordata; Actinopteri; Cypriniformes; Cyprinidae. Bases 126 to 494 code for a protein of 122 amino acids. Gene Ontology annotation, molecular function: G protein-coupled receptor binding. The record is from RefSeq and is a predicted model, not a curated record. The transcript has 4 exons. Gene Ontology annotation, biological process: G protein-coupled receptor signaling pathway; feeding behavior.